Messenger RNA from Pseudocercospora fijiensis CIRAD86, 1149 nucleotides. RefSeq lists its product as uncharacterized. Bases 224 to 925 code for a protein of 233 amino acids. Gene Ontology annotation, biological process: proteasome regulatory particle assembly. Lineage: Eukaryota; Fungi; Ascomycota; Dothideomycetes; Mycosphaerellales; Mycosphaerellaceae. The record is from RefSeq and is a predicted model, not a curated record. Gene Ontology annotation, molecular function: protein binding. The transcript is spliced from 3 exons. Gene Ontology annotation, cellular component: nucleus; cytoplasm.
GGAUUCUCGUGCUGCCAACAGCAUUGGAACAGCACUGACAGAUCGGCCAAGACUAGCCGCCUUCACCUCACAACUGUAGUUCCGAAGUCCUGAGAGAGAUGCGGUGCCCCGCAGCGUAGGUCAUCUGCAUUACGCUCUCUUUUGCUGCCUCCAAAGCCACCAGAUAUCAUACCAGACGCGAAACAAAGUCGAUCACGCCCCACUUUACCAAAAGAUAGGAUCGAUGGGGCUCAGAAUGGACGAUUUGCACGCGCCUACCGUGGCGUCUGGCCCGAGUUCGCACGCACUGUCAAAUGGGACUGUCGAGAAGAAGUCGCUGCAAGAGCUUGUGGCUCAAAAGGACAACAUCGAGGCUGAGUUAUCAGCACUUGGCUCAGUUCUCGACUCGCAUGGCGUCAAUAUGCAGACACCACUCACCGAUCGCGGCGGCUUCCCUCGAGCAGACAUCGACGUUGCGCAAAUCCGGACGACAAGAGCACGAAUUGUACGUUUGAAAAAUGAUCACAAGGCAGUCAUGUCGAGACUGGAAGAUGUUGUGCAUGAACAAUUUGCGGCUGGAAAAGCAGCCGAAGACCUUCCCUCGCUGCAGGCCAGAGGCCAGUCAUCCUCAACAGGCAGCUCGCCAGCUCCAGUUGUCGAGCCUCCAUUCGCGAAAGUGAAUUCGGUUGUGCCAAACAGCCCGGCAGAUCAAGCUGGUCUGAAGGUUGGGGAUCGCAUUACGAAGUUUGGUACAGCAAGCUGGACAAACCACGAGAGACUUACGAAGGUUGCAGAGGUCGUGCAGCAAAAUGAGAAUCGACCCAUCCUGGUCAAGAUUUCACGAGACGGCGGGGGAGCCUCAUCGCUUGGACAAGAAUUACGCCUUACUCCGCGACGCAAUUGGGGCGGUCGUGGUCUUCUCGGCUGUCAUCUCGUCCCUCUGUAGAAGACCAAGAGCAUUUGGCUCUCGACUGAAGGUGCCAAAUGGCUUGCAGUGCACAAUUCCCGGCCGACACGUGAGUUGGAUGCAAAGGUUACUCUACUCCAUCGCGUGUGAAGUGAAGCAGUGCAGUCCGGAGAAGAAACUCGCGUACUUCAGGCAUAGGGACACGUGAAAACCACGCGAAGUACCAAACAUCGGCAUCAAUACACGACCACGGUUGAGAUACG